Cucurbita maxima (winter squash) is the source of this 672-nucleotide messenger RNA. Its product is annotated as E3 ubiquitin-protein ligase RNF126-like. Lineage: Eukaryota; Viridiplantae; Streptophyta; Magnoliopsida; Cucurbitales; Cucurbitaceae. The transcript has a single exon. The record is from RefSeq and is a predicted model, not a curated record. The coding region runs from base 1 to 672 and encodes 223 amino acids.
AUGUCUUUAACCUUCCACGACUAUCUGUCCUUCCAAUGUUCCAUCCAAAGCACUUGCAACGGCACCGUGGCUUCCGGCCAGCAACCCAUUCAGCUCCUGGAGCUCCGACUCGGACAUUCGACCCAUCUCAUCUCUCGAUCUUCUCGCCAAAUUCUCCAACAAACUCCCUCAACCCCAAUCGGCGAUGCUCUGUUUCCUUUUGUUCUGCGCGACCUCCAACACCCACCCUUCCUCUCCAACUGCUAUGUUCUUCAGUUUUUGUCUUCCUUCAGCAUCCCCAUCGCCGCCUGCGAUAUCAUCUAUGAAGAGAUCUCCUCGUUUGCCCUCCAAUUGGCCGCCGGCAACAUGGAUCUCAACUUCCACAUCGUCGUCGAAGUGGAUGUCAACGAAAUGAUAUGGGUGGACCUGGACCCAUUCCUUGUUGAAGAAUAUUCUCCGGCUGAGAUGAACGGGGCGCCGGCGUCGGCGAUUGAGAGGUUGCAGAGGCAGAAAUUUGAUGGGUUGAGGGAGGAAGAGGAGGAGGGGGAUUGCAGUGUUUGUUGCGAAGCGCUGAAAGGAGAAGAGGAGGUGAGCAGAAUCCCGUGUGGUCAUGUGUAUCACAAAUUCUGUAUUCUCAAGUGGCUUCAGAUGAGCAAUUCGUGUCCUCUGUGUAGAACCAAAUUAGAACAAUAA